AUUGGCUGCGCCGUCCCCACCGUGGGGGAUAAAUUGGGGGCGGCCGGGCCGGGUGUUUGUCUCCCGCCGCGGGGCAGAGGGCGGUUGGUGGGGACUGAGGCAGAGGGUUGUCUAAUCUCCAGCAUUAACCAGCAAUACCAGCUGCAAUGGAGAGCGCAGAGAGGGGAGAAGGGGAAAUGUUGCACUAUGAGGAAACAGAAGAUGAUAAUGUCAGUCCCACUGACCUUUCAGAGCUGCUGAAGGAGGGGACUAAGGAAUCCCAUGACCGUGCGGAGAACACCCAGUUUGUCAAAGACUUCCUGAAAGGACGGAUCAAGGAGGAGCUCUUCAAGCUGGCCACUGUGGCACUUUACUUCACAUACUCUGCUCUGGAAGAGGAAAUGGAUCGCAAUGAGGACAACCCGGUCUUUAGUCCUCUGUACUUCCCCCUAGAGCUUCACCGGAAAGAAGCGUUGAUCAAAGACCUGCAAUAUUUCUAUGGAGAAGACUGGAAAGAGAAGAUCCAGUGUUCAGAGGCAACUCAGCAGUAUGUGGACAGAAUCCAUCAUGUGGGACAGAACCAGCCAGAGCUGCUAGUGGCUCACGCUUACACACGCUAUAUGGGGGACCUCUCAGGUGGCCAAGUGCUGAAGAAGGUAGCCCAGAGAGCCCUCAAGUUGCCCAGUACCGAGGAAGGGAUCCAGUUCUAUGUGUUUGGUAACAUCUCUAAUGCGCAGCAGUUCAAGCAGCUCUACAGGGCAAGGAUGAACGCUUUGGACUUGGACAAGAACACCAAGGAAAGGAUUGUGGAAGAAGCCAACCGAGCCUUCAGAUUUAACAUGCAGGUGUUUGAUGAACUGGACAAGAUUGGCAAGUCACUGGCAGAAGCCCAAGAUGGAGGCCUUCGAGUCCAUGAUGGAAAAGGAGACCUGCGCAAAUGCCCUUACUAUGCAGACAAGCUCGCAGGUAAUGCAGGAUCCAGCUGUCCCUACCAUGGUGCAGUGGCCCUGGCAAAGCAGCCCCUGGUGCAGCUGAUGCUGGCCACCUGCAUCGCGGUGCUGGCAGGAGCUGCAGCCUGGUACAUAUUGUGAUGGGAGCAGUGGCCUGUGGAUCCAGUUGUGGGAAGGGGAGAGACACGCCAUGUCCUUUUCCGGCUGUUCCCUUGCCACUGCUGUUGGCUGCAUGGUGGAAGUAAGGAAAUAAACAGGAAUCUUGUGGGACUGUUAAA
Melopsittacus undulatus (budgerigar) is the source of this 1207-nucleotide messenger RNA. RefSeq names its product heme oxygenase 2 (gene HMOX2). Gene Ontology annotation, biological process: response to oxidative stress; heme oxidation; heme catabolic process. Gene Ontology annotation, molecular function: heme oxygenase (decyclizing) activity; heme binding. The coding region runs from base 147 to 1070 and encodes 307 amino acids. The transcript is spliced from 6 exons. Lineage: Eukaryota; Metazoa; Chordata; Aves; Psittaciformes; Psittaculidae. The record is from RefSeq and is a predicted model, not a curated record.